Molecule: messenger RNA, 858 nt
Organism: Plasmopara halstedii
Lineage: Eukaryota; Oomycota; Peronosporomycetes; Peronosporales; Peronosporaceae
Exons: 1
Coding region: 1-858 (285 amino acids)
Source: RefSeq, a predicted model, not a curated record
AUGAAGUCAUUCUACAAUUUACCUUCAUUGACGCAUACCUCCAAACAUUAUGGUCUCCUCGACAAUCGUGAGCGCUUUAGCUCUUAUCUCGAGCUAUUCGCUGGUCGAAGCCCAAAAACUGUUAUGCCACUUCCAUUUGAUGGCCGUGCGCAAGACCUGACCGUUGAAACGAUCACUGAGAAGUACGCAACGCAUAUUUUCACCAUGCGAAACGACUCUUCAUUAGCGGUCAAAGAUUACGUGACAAUUGACCAAAAGGGACGUCAACCUGCGUACAAUGGUGACACGGGCGUCAUAAAUAUUGGAGUGGACAAAAAUGCAAUCUUCAAAGCACAAAUGAACUUCCGUCGCUCGGAAUUAGUACAAUUUGUCGCGGCUAAUACGACGGGUACAACGUUCUUCCGCACCAGCUUUAUGAAGAAAGAAGCGUUUUUAAACCCGUACCAAUGGCAGCUCGUUUUCGACGAAAUGCACUUUUUUGAGAUGCGUGUGGAUGCGUCAGUCUCUCCACCAAAGCUCAUCUAUUUGUGCGGUGGCACUUGGGAGCCAAAGUGGAGCACCACGUUUGUACCCGGUACGUGGUAUAACUUUGGCAUCGCUCUAUCGCCUGGGUCGUCGGGCAAGGGCCAUGAAGUUAAAUUUUACGUGAGCAAGGGUAAGAGACAGCUCAAACUCAAGAGAACCCAUACUUUUGACAAAGACCUCCCGGAAGACUUUGAAUUCCACUUUGGUAUGUUGACUUUGUCGGAUGACGGUAGCGAGCCAAAGAUGAACCCAAAAAAGGACAUUGUGUCCUACAACGGUGUGACUGUUACGGCUGACGUUCCGGCUGUGGCCGGGGGUCUUUCUUGUUCGUAA